UCAAAAUGGCGGACGACGAAAACCAGAAAAACCGGCCGGUCGGCCAGAACGAAAGUGAUAGUGAUGAUGACAUCCCUCAAUUGUCGGCCCACACUCUGGACGCUUUGCAGGAAUUUUAUACUAACGAGCAGCAAAGGCUGGAGACAGAAGUAUCACAAGAAAAUAAGGAUAUAGAUGAAGACUGGCAAUUGAGUCAGUUUUGGUAUGACAAUAGGACAGCCACAAUAUUGGCAGAAGAAGCUUUGAGAGCGUCAAAAAAUGGCAGAAUAGCUUGCCUUUGUUCACCAACCUUGUAUAAAAAGGUGCUUGAGAUCAAACCAGAGGGAUGUGAAGCAAAAGUGUUUGAAUAUGACAGAAGAUUCUCUGUAUUUGGUGAAGAUUUUGUUUUCUAUGACUACAAGAAGCCAUUUUACUUACCUGCUUCGAUCACAGAACACUCCUUUGAUCUAGUUGUAGCUGAUCCCCCUUUCCUUUCAGAGGAAUGCCUCAGAAAAACUGCAGAGACAAUAAAAUACCUUGGAAAAGAAAAAAUUAUUUUAUGCACUGGCCUAAUCAUGGAAGAUUUAGCAUUCAAGCUGCUCAGAGUAAAACCUUGCAAGUUCCAACCAACACAUGCUAGGAACCUGGCCAAUAAAUUUGGUUGUUUUGUAAAUUAUGAUAGUGAUCUGGAUAAAUGACAAAGACAUUUCUCUUAGGAGACCAACAGUUUGUGAAUUUUCCUACACAACUUGAGACCUCUAAAGUCCACUGUACAUCAAAGGUGUGUUAAUCAAUUCCUCACCAUGCUGUGCUUAAUCAUGCAUGUCAAGGGAUUUAAGCAUUCCUUAUCUGAAUCCCCAGCUUGGGAGACUGAAACCACUUUGCAAGAGAUGAACACCAAUGAGUAGUCUAGUACAUUCAGAGCAUUUAACUGUUGGUGGUGAACUGAGCCAGCAAACCUUUCAGUUUAUAAAAUUGACAAAGGUGGUGGUCAGGGAUUAACUACCAGUAUUUUGCCUGAAAAAACUACAACACUGACAAAAAUAUAUGUGGAAACUGUUGAUGAUGCACACUUGCUCAAAACAGGGGAACAACAACAACAUUCAUAAGAAUGUCAGUUUCUUCAUAAAACCUUGUCUCGUAUGAACAACAGGGAAAAAGUAGUAAGUAUAUUGAGAAAUAAACACCAUGUGUGUUUGAAUGGAGCUUUUAUUUUCCAUGGAGCCAACAAGUAACCACACUUCUACUGGAUAACACACCUUACCUACACCGAAUGCAAAUAUGGUGUUCAAUCUGAAUUGCCAUUGUUCUGAACUCACUAAUCUUGUCUUUGCAUGGAAACACAAAACAAUUAUCACACAUGUGAGAGGCUAGCGAGUCCAGAACAUGGCAACUCAAAUUGGAUACCAUAUUUGCAUUCAGUGUAUAAUACAGAUUUAACUUGUUAAUUAUUAUGUACAAGUAGUGGUAUGACUAAUGUGCUUCAGUAACUAUAAGUAUUUUGUAGUUGUUAGGUGGGUAGUGGCAGCUUGUUAGUUUAUUUAUUUGAUUGUUAUGGCCAAGGUAACUAUUUCAAAUACGAAUGAUAUGUAUAGACAGUUGAUGUCUUAACUUCUACCACAUACAGAUCUGAAAGGAUUUGGACCCCAACAAGACAAGUAGAACAUAAGAAAAUAACAUGUUCACUAUCAGAGUGAUAAUAUUUUAGGGCUGAUUAUUCUCCAAGACUUCAAGUUAUUGUAUUAGUUUCACAGAGAGUGUUAGAGAGUUUGUAAGUCUCAGUGACUUCCCAAUUAAUUUCAUAGAAGUUUGAAGAAUGCUUCAAGGUCAGUUUUUUGACAAUUACAAGAAUGAACUUCUCCUCUUCCACCAUUGCACCCCCUCCCCCACGUUAUCUUUAUCCUGUGUUCAGAAUAAUGGUCUAAAAGAAUCAAACACUAUCUGCUAGCUUUCUAUUACAAAUUCUGGCUGGUAAGCAGAGCUGUCUACUUCCUGGUAAUCAUGAAAAACUUUUUUUUUUUUCAAUGUCUUUCACUUCCCAAACAAGUUUGAUGGGUGAGACAAAGCAAUUCCACACUUGCCCCAAAGUUAAUAAUGGGCCAAGUGUCUAUAGAAUAAGAUACUCUUUGAUGCUUUAAGGAAAACUAAAAUAAUUUCCAAAAAUAGCAAUCUUCUCUCAAGAGUUUAAUUUUAAUAUAUACUAAUUAAUCAGUAAAAUAUGUUAUUUUGUAGCUGAGUUUUAACCCCCUAGCUCUCAUGGGUGACCAAGACAGAAUUCCUCUUUACAAUAUCAAUAUCAGGCAGACAAGUGAUGGGAAUAUAGAAAUACAUCAAUCAGAGGGAUUAUUAGUUGAAAAAACUAACAUAAGAACUCUAAGGCAUAUGAUUAGGAGAAUUAUCAUAUGACUCAUUUGGCCCUGCUUGCACAAUCCCAUGGAAAACCAUGGUGAAAGAUCGCAUCUGCAGGGCCAGACAGGUUGUUUGAGCCAGUCUGCAAAAAGCUGUCUGCCCCUGCUACCCUCAUGUCGCUUUGUUGCUAAAACUUAAAGGAAAACAGAAAUGAGAAAAUCGUCACAUCUUUCAAGGAAUUGGGAGUUUCUUGUUCAGACUUGUAAAAGUAAAGAAAAAGUUAAUUGCAGAAUUUUUUUUUUUGGCUCGCAUGGCUUCAUGUGCCUGUCUAUUGCAUCCUGUUUAG
Stylophora pistillata is the source of this 2674-nucleotide messenger RNA. RefSeq names its product EEF1A lysine methyltransferase 1. Gene Ontology annotation, molecular function: protein-lysine N-methyltransferase activity; nucleic acid binding. Gene Ontology annotation, biological process: methylation. The record is from RefSeq and is a predicted model, not a curated record. Lineage: Eukaryota; Metazoa; Cnidaria; Anthozoa; Scleractinia; Pocilloporidae.